UUUCAAAAAUAGUCUCUGGACACUUUUUUUUCAGAGGCCUCGUGUCCAAGAGCACGUUUGAACACGUGCUUCUGAAUACGUGUUCCAACACAGUUUUAAUAUUAGAAUCUCCACCCGCAGAAGCCCGGCCAUUUUGGCAACACUGAUUUUGUUUCUGCGGUCCUGCGGAAAAGACUGCGGUUCAUUCACUGACAAAAGUGGCUGCUGACGUUCACAGCAUCGCAUUCAAAAAUCGGAAAGCAAUUGAAAACUUUGAAAACCUCUCCGGUCCGUUCCUCUCGUGUUGCCAUCUUUUUAGCUAAAUGGCCGGUAAGGAGGAAGAUCUGCAGGACAGCCAGCACGGAGUCAAUCUGGACCGUGAGCAGUUCUGCUGCUCCGUCUGUCUGGAUCUGCUGAAGGAACCCGUCACCGUCCACUGCGGACACAGUUACUGCCGAGGCUGCAUCGAGAGCUGCUGGGACGGGCAGGGUGAGAGGGAGGAAUACAGCUGUCCCCAGUGCAGGGAGACCUUCCAUCCCAGGCCUGUCCUGAAGAGAAACAACAUGCUGGCUGAGGUGAGGGGGGGCCUCUGCUCUAAGGUUGUGGAGAAGCUGAAGAUGAGUUAUCCCCAACCACCGCCUCCGUCUCUGACCCUGGCCGCCCCGCCAGACGUCGCCUGCGACUUUUGCAGUCUCGGACAAAACAAAGCCACCAAGUCUUGCUUGACGUGCUUGGCGUCUUACUGUGACGAACAUGCUGAGCCUCACUACACUGUCCCCGUGUUGCAGAAGCAUGAACUGAUCUCAGCUACGAUGCCAGUAGGGGACAAGGUGUGCACCGAGCAUCGGAAGUUGAUGGACCUCUGCUGCCAGACGGACGAGCAGCUCAUCUGCACCGAGUGCACGGUGGACAAACAUAAAGGUCACCAGUUUGUGUCCGUUUUGGAGUUAAAGGAGACAACAAAGGAACGGCUGGAGAAAGUUCGAAAGCAAGUUCAAGAGAAAGUCCAGCAAAGAGAAGAAGAGCUGGAGACGAUCAUACAGGCAGAGAAGAAUGUUAAGAGCAGUGCCCAGACCUCAAAGGCAGACUGUGCCAAGGCGUUCUCCGAGCUGAUCUCGUCCGUGCAGAACAGACGCAGUAAGCUGGAGCAGCUGAUCGAAGCCCAGGAGAAGAGCGCCCUCGCUCAGGCUGGGGCGCUGAAGCAGCAGCUGGAGAAGGAGCUCGGCGAGCUGAGAGGGAGGGACGCUCAACUGCUGCGGCUUUCAAGCAGCGAUGACGUUGUCUACCUGACACAGCUUAACUCCAUUUCCAUUGCAUUUCAAGACUUUGCACUGGGUGCCGGUCCGCCACGUUCUUUCACAGAUGUGACUGCCUGUGUGACUGAGCUGAAAGCUAAAGCAGACAUUUUGCUGAAGGAGACAUGGCCCAAGAUCUCAACUACGGUCUCUUACGUUGACUUCUCCCUUCCGCCUGCACCCAACAGCAGAGAGGAGUUUUUGCGUUAUUGGCGUCCCCUCACACUGGAUGACACGUCAAACUACAUUAACCUCAACCUGAUGGACAACAAACGUAAAAUCAGGCCUUCACCCAUCCCCUAUCCUACUAAUCCAAACAGAUUCACACAGUUCCCACAGGUUCUCUGCACAGAGGCUUUAACAGAGCGGUGUUACUGGGAGGUGGAGUGGCACGCUCGCACCCUCUCUGCAGCGGUAGCUUACAAAGACGCCAACCGAACGUCGGACGAGUCAGAGUUUGGGAGAAACGACAAGUCUUGGGCUCUAGAAUGCUCAGGAGACACCCUGAAGUUUCGACACAAUGACGUCGAUGUGAAAGUACCGGGCUCUUGCUCCAAAAAGAUCGGCGUGUUCCUGGAUUACCAGGCAGGAAUUCUGAGUUUCUACCAAGCUUCCGACCAAAUGCUGCAAAUCUUUGAAGUCCGGACCACGUUCACUGAGCCUCUUCAUCCUGGUAUUGGUAUGAACUAUGAGUGGUAUGAUACUGGGGUAUUUGCACAGCUGGCCAAAUUGAAAUAGUACAAGAACAUGAAGAUAGUACAGAAAUAGAACCACCGCAGUAACAAUUCUGACAAUGUUUGUGAGCAGCGGUUUGCAGGCGUGGCAAAAAUAAUUCCGUGCAACGGAAUUUCUGUCAAGAACUUGGAAAGUCUCCAAAGCUACAGGUGAAAGGGGGAGGAGUAAUUAAACUCUGUGGUGGAAGGAAAGAACGAGGAAGUCCUUUCACUUGGUUUGAUGUGUUUUGAAUUCCCCAACAUUUCCUCGAUUCGUUCAUGUUGUUUUUCUUGCAAAAUCCAUCCGCAUCAAUUUCUCACAAGAGAAGAAUCAGCAACUCCCCUUGUACUUGUGAAGUCACUUUUAUUUUGCAUUGGUCUGUGGUGGAACCAACUCACACAGAGAAAUGCACAGAACAGAUUUUCUGCUGCCGGAUUUUCUACUUUUGUAGUUUUGAACAGAAAUGGACAAAGUCAAGUUUCUCAGGGUGUUUGAUAUGUAAAAUUGGGUCUUGGGGAAAUAAACAUCUUUUUUCAACAAUUUUUGAAGGUGUUAUGUCAUGAUUAUUGGUAAUACAUUUUAGUGUUGGUUGCUAUCAGAAACGAUUCACCUAAUAACAUUUCUCUGUCUGAGGGGAAAGUGACAGAGUAAGACAAGAUAGAAGCCAACAUUAGUUGUUCACAUCAGCCCAGUUUUACACAUCGAUACAAUAUUAAAAAUGACUAAAAUCAGCCGAUACUAAUAUCAAUACUUGCAUAUUGUGCAUUCCUAGAAAUUAUUGCUAUUAUUAUUACAUCUGUCCAGUGACUAUUAGAAUUUCCAGAGACUUUUAAAGUAAUUUGUCUGUUUUGUUAUUGAUUGAAAGCCUGACAAAAUUAAAGCUGGGGUAUGUAGGUUUCAUAAAAAAAUUUUAUUUACAUGUUUAUUAAAAUGAUCACUGUGUCAUGGUUGCAGGGUGGUAUGAGAAAGAUAAUGUGUG
Messenger RNA from Xiphophorus couchianus (Monterrey platyfish), 2967 nucleotides. Its product is annotated as tripartite motif-containing protein 16-like. Bases 303 to 2012 code for a protein of 569 amino acids. The transcript is spliced from 8 exons. The record is from RefSeq and is a predicted model, not a curated record. Gene Ontology annotation, molecular function: protein binding; zinc ion binding. Lineage: Eukaryota; Metazoa; Chordata; Actinopteri; Cyprinodontiformes; Poeciliidae.